Messenger RNA from Tripterygium wilfordii, 1989 nucleotides. Its product is annotated as cytochrome P450 89A2-like. The transcript has a single exon. The record is from RefSeq and is a predicted model, not a curated record. Gene Ontology annotation, cellular component: membrane. Lineage: Eukaryota; Viridiplantae; Streptophyta; Magnoliopsida; Celastrales; Celastraceae. Gene Ontology annotation, molecular function: heme binding; iron ion binding; oxidoreductase activity, acting on paired donors, with incorporation or reduction of molecular oxygen, NAD(P)H as one donor, and incorporation of one atom of oxygen. Bases 54 to 1616 code for a protein of 520 amino acids.
UGUCCUCAAUUACCAACUCCACUACCCAAACCAUUUUGUCAUCUGCUAAAAGAAUGGAAUUCUGGUUCAUCAUCCUCAUCUCCAUCUCCAUAGCUGCCCUUCUCAAAGCUCUCAUCAACUUCGCAAUUCCUACUAACAAACCAACCAACAAACUCCCUCCCUCUCCUUUUACCAUUCCUAUCAUCUCCAACAUCCUAUGGCUUCGCAAAUCAUUUUUAGACCUCGAGCCAAUUCUUCGCUCUCUCUACGCCAAAUUAGGCCCUGUGGUCACUCUCCACAUCGGCCCUAGCACCGCCAUAUUUGUCUCUGAUCGCUUACUCACCCACCAAGCAUUAGUCCAGAACGGUGCAGUCUUCGCUGACCGUCCACCCGCUGGUGCUGCUGAACAGAUACUCACUUGCAAUCAACACAACAUCAACUCUGCUUCCUAUGGCCUGACAUGGCGCAUCCUGAGGCGUAACAUGUCUGCAGAGAUUCUCCAUCCUUCGCGAGUGAGAUCCUACUCGCACGCGCGCAAAUGGGUGCUGCAAAUUCUACUUGAUAGGUUAAGAUCAAAGUCUGAACCCGGUGAGGCAAUCCGUGUGGUGGACGAGUUUCAUUACGCUAUGUUUUGCUUGUUAGUGCUUAUGUGUUUUGGGGACAAGCUUAGUGAAAAUCAGAUUAAAGAAAUUGGGUCUGUUCAGCGAAACUUGCUUGUGCGUUUCACAAAAUUCAACGUGCUAAAUUUCUGGCCGACUGCGACAAAGAUUUUGCUGCAUAAGUGGUGGCAAGAGUUCUAUAAGCUUCACCAAGAACAAAAGGAUGUGUUGAUUCCUUUGAUAAGAGCGCGAAAGAAGGCGAAGGAAGAGAGUUUGAGUAAAUUUAAGGAAGGCAAAGAAGAGUAUGUGGUGUCGUAUGUCGAUACUUUGCUCGAUUUAGAGCUUCCGGAAGAAAAGAGAAAGCUUGAUGAAGGGGAACUGAUGACUUUGUGCUCUGAGUUCUUAAAUGGAGGAACAGAUACUACUUCGACUGCACUGCAAUGGAUUAUGGCUAAUUUGGUGAAGUACCCACAAAUACAAGAGAAGCUAUUUAGAGAAAUCAAAGGGGUUGUUGGAGAUGGGGAGGUAUUUUUGAUCAAAGAAGACGACUUGCAGAGGAUGCCAUAUCUAAAAGCUGUGAUCUUGGAAGGCUUAAGGCGUCAUCCUCCUGGACAUUUUUUGUUGACACAUGCAGUUACAGAGGAUACAACGCUGGAUAAUUACUUGAUACCCAAGAAUGGGGUUAUCAAUUUCGCUGUGGCGGAGAUGGGAUGGGAUCCCAAGGUGUGGGAAGACCCGAUGUCAUUCAAGCCGGAGAGGUUCAUGAGUAGCGAUGGUUGCAGAGCAGGAGAAGGAUUUGAUAUAACGGGGAGUAAAGAGAUUAAGAUGAUGCCAUUCGGGGUUGGUAGGAGGAUGUGUCCUGCUUAUGGAUUGGGAAUGCUUCAUUUGGAGUAUUUUGUGGCGAAUUUGGUUUGGAAUUUCGAGUGGAAAGCUAAAGAUGGAGACUGUGUUGAUUUGUCCGAGAAGUUCGAGUUCACGGUGGUGAUGAAGAAUCCAUUGCAGGCAUGCAUUUCUCCUAGGUCAAAAUAUCUACCUUAAUUUGUGGAUCUUACUAAGUAUUGUGGUUGAAAUUUCCUUUUGCGUUGGAUCGAAGUUUCUGAGUAACUAUUCAAUGGUUUUGGCAUACCACGCCAUAUAUACGUUGAUGUGGUGCACCAUAAUCAACGGGACGAUGUCAACUCAUAUGCAUUUGGUGUAUUCUUGAAAUUUGAAUUACAAAGUAACUAUCUUCAUUUUUAACUACUCAUGAAUUGUCAUCAACCGCUCGUGAAUUGACAUUAUCCUAUUGAUUCUCGUAUGCACAUUAGCAUAUAACAUGAUGUACCAGAAUCAUUGAGUAAUUUUUCGAAAGUUCUUAUGUAUUGAAUACUGUGAUCUACUUUCAGCAUAUUAUAUUACUGUACUUGCUUGA